Molecule: messenger RNA, 1741 nt
Organism: Daldinia decipiens
Lineage: Eukaryota; Fungi; Ascomycota; Sordariomycetes; Xylariales; Hypoxylaceae
Exons: 2
Coding region: 478-1266 (262 amino acids)
Source: RefSeq, a predicted model, not a curated record
GGCAGGUGCCUACCUGGGUAGGUAUCCUCUCUAUUGGGAUCGCGCCUAGAUGGUACCUAUGCAGCUAGUGGCAGGUACCGAUUUAAAUAAUCAAGGAUGAUCGCCCUGAUAUUUUACCACGAUGAUACAGGAGGGCACCACACCGAGAAUUCUCUUUCCCCAUUAUAUCUACUGUCGAUCUUUGUUACUUCCCCGUCGCUUCCUUUUCGGGUAUUCUUUCUUUCAUUUUCCGACUUCCAUUCUAACAGCCCGGGCCUGCUUGCUUGCUUGAUAUUUUUUUUUUAUCAAACAUUCUUUCUUUCGUUCUAACUAUCAUUCAUUCGUUAUAGCUUUGACUAGCAUACAUUCACUUAUUCUAUCUUAACCCGAGUCCAUCUUUUAGCACCGGAAAAAGCAGCUUUAUAUUUAUACCUUCUUGCUUCAUACAACCUAACAAACCUAAGAUCUUCAGUAUCGUUUUACAGAAAAGAAAUCACCAUGUUAUUCAGCACGAUAUCUUUGCUUGCUAUUGUAGCCCUUGCUGGCCAGGCUAUUGCCGAGCCUAUACGUCAACCGUAUAAGCCAAAGCUCGCCCAUAUGUCGCCCAGAGCUAUAUUUGGUCUCGAUCGUCGUGCGGAUGGUGGAUAUGCGCCCGCGCAGCAGUUUUGUGAGGAUGGCAAUACCUGUGCUGAAGCGUGCGGUAAAGGCUUUGAGCAAUGCGCUUCUAAGGACAAUGUUGUACACUGCUUCAAUCAAACUGCCCAGCAGACUUGCUGCCCUGGAAAAACUGGAGAAUCUUGCGACAAAGGUUUCUUCUGCACAGCAGACGAUAAAGGCGCUACUUGGUGCUGUCCCGAUAAUAUGACACUGGAGCAGUGCGCAGACGCCUAUAACCUUCCUGGUUCCCUUGUGACGCAGACUAGUCCAUCUACCACUAAACCUAAGUCGUCGCCCACGUCUACGACCCUUGCUUCCACUACUACUGCUAAGAGUGUUAGUACAUCAGCUAAGGCCGCUGCAAAUACUACAAGUACUAGAAUUACCACAAGCCCUAACACGACCACGUCUCAGGCUAGCGAGUCCUCUACUUCGGUCGCCCCUGCGAGCACCGCCCCUGCGAGCAUCACCCCUGCCCCCGAAACUACGGCUGCGCCGGCCACACCUUCGCCCACACCUUCGUCCACAAUCCCUGCGAAUGGUAUCGCUACAGCUGGAAGUGACAGUAAUUACGGCUCCAUAAACAGCAUAAUGCUUCUUGCUGUGGCCGCAUUUGCUGUUCUCCUCUAAAUCAGUCCGCGACGAGACGAGGAAAAUGUAUAUUGGCAAGAGUGGACUAUAUGACGGGACGAGCCAUGAUCAUCGAAAUCUUUCUUUGCACCGACCUAGGGAUUUAAUUGGCUGGAUCGCCUUACUUUUUAUUCCGCUUCACUAUCGAUACCCUUUGGCACCCAUAGAAUGUCGUCCGGACCGUCAAGGUGGACUAGCAUAGGUUUUGGUGCGUUGAGCUGUUGGGGUUCUAGGAGUUGUUUGUUUUUACACCUACGCUGCUCGCGUAUAAUUAGAGCUCGAGAACGGCAUGUGCAUAGAUGGCAUCCGUCUCUAGAGACGGGUGGUCUGCUGGGUUAACGGAAUUGAUGGAUUGCCUCGAUGGUACCCCUAUAGAGAUACCCUGACUUACCUAUUACUACCUAUACAUAUCUAGGAUAGCAUUCUUUUCUUGAAAAAAGAACUUACGAAAAUAUUAAUACCGUUUCGAUUCGCA